AUGAUUAUCAUCGGUUUACUAUUAUUCAGUUUAAUAUCAACACUUGUACAAGCAACAAAAAAUGAACAACAGAAUAAAUGUACAACAGAGAAGCGUUACAACGAAACAAAUCAAGAUGUUAAUACAUCAUUCUCAUCAAACAGUAAUAUUAGUGAUAAAAAUAGUAGUAGUUGUGGUAAUAAUAGCAGUAGUAGUCAGUGUAAAUUUACUGAAGGGUCAUCUGCACUUACUCCUAUUGUUUCAUUAAAUCCUUCCACAUAUGACCGUCUUGUUCGUGAUGCCCCUAAAGGUUUCAGGCUUCUAGUAUUAUGUGUUCGUGGAACUACUCAAGAUAAUCGAUUACGUGAUCAGUUUGACUUCAAAACUCGUCGAGUUUGUGGAAGUCAAAUUCAACGUGCUUGUCUUUCUAUGGAUCGAUAUUCUGGUUGGCUUGCAAAAUUACUUGAAUCUAUCAGAUCUAAUUUAACAAUACAUAUUCGUUCUAAUAAAACUAUGCAAAAGAAUAAGAAUGUGAAUGAUACUACUGAUGAUGAUAAUAAUAAUAGUGGAAUUUUAUUUAUUAAUCCAGUGAACUGUGUUGGAACAGUUAUCGCCAUCAAUGGUUAUCGUCGAUAUUUCAAUCUUUAUCAUCCUUUAAUUCCAGGUUCUCAAAGCAGUUCAGAUGAAAAUUCUGAAUCAAAUGAGGACGAAUCAUCAGUAGUUGGAAAACAAGGUAAACGCUUACGGCGUAGACAUAUAUUUGGUCGUGCAUUCGGUUUAGAAUCAGAUGAUGAAGAAGAUUUCAAUCAAUCUAAUAUUAAUAACAAUCAUUCACAUUUAAAGUCAAGACAUCAAAUAAAUGAUGGAGUAUUAUUUGAAAGUGAAUUAUUAGAUGGUUUAUCCAAUUGGUUAGAUCGUCUAUUUGAAGGUUCAUUACCUCGUCAUAAUGUUGCAGAAUGGCCAAUCGGUUUACUUGGAGAUGACAAUGAUGAUGAUGAUUAA
Messenger RNA from Schistosoma mattheei, 981 nucleotides. NCBI's taxonomy places the organism in Eukaryota, Metazoa, Platyhelminthes, Trematoda, Strigeidida, Schistosomatidae. The record is from the annotation of a GenBank genome assembly.